AGGAGUCCAGGAGGCCCAGGAAGCUACUCCCAUCACCCUGGGAAACUGGUCUGACCGGUGCCUGGCUCCCAUCUCGGGCACCGCGAGCUCGGGAGGCUGUGGAGGGGGCGCUGGGGCUGGGCUUCUCGGGCACCGGGAGUCCCACAGAGCCCCUUCAGACAGCGGCCCAGCCCUCUGGCCUCCUGGGGUCCCGCCUGUGGCCUUUGGCAUCUCCGCAGGACCCCGGGGGACUGUUCUCAUGGGGACUCGGAGCUGCUUCCCAAAGGGCCUGCUGCUCUCAGCCUGCCUCCUGGCCCUCUGGCCACCCCACGGCUCCCGGGCAGCCCUCCGGAUCCAGAAGAUUCCAGAACAGCCUCAAAAGAACCAGGACCUUCUGCUGUCCCUCCAGGGUGUCCCCGACAGCUUCCAGGACUUCACCUGGUACCGGGGGGCGGAGGCCCACGGGGGGACGAUGCUCUUCACCUACAUCCCUGGGCUGCAGCGGCCCCAGCGGCCCGGCAGCGCCCUGGGACAGCGCGACAUCGUGGGCUUCCCCAACGGCUCCAUGCUGCUGCGUCGCGCCCAGCCGUCGGACAGCGGCACCUACCAGGUGGCCGUGGCCAUCAACCCCGCCUGGACCAUGAGGGCCAAGACCGAGGUCCGGGUGGCCGAGAAGCCUCAGAAGCUGCCGGCCACGUCCCCGCCCUUGGACGCGGGGCUCCUGGCUGCCACCGUCAUCGGCUGCCUCUCCACUGGGCUCCUGCUGGCCGGCAGCCUGGCCUUCCUCCUGGUGACCCGGGGCUGCAGCGGCCCCAGGGCGACCACCUCAGGGAAGCCGGAGCUGGGCCCCCGCGGCGACACGGGUAAGCUGCCACCUCCCUCCGCCGUCCUCCCCCAUCAGGGCCUCCCUGGGGGCCUGGACUCAGCCCUGAGAAUCCCAGGGCCCCCCCCAAGCUGCUUCUCCUCCUUCUCGGUGGCUGUCCCUCCUGCCAUCAUGCGGGGGAUCCUCAUGGGGAACCCAGGGAGUCAACGGAGGGACGGGCUGGGCUGCUGGGGCGCCGUCACCAGCGGGUCCCCCCCUCCAUCCUCUGCUUCAGGUGACAACAAUGUGUACGGAGUGAUGCCCUCUCCAGUCCUCCUGGCCACCCCACUCGGUAACACGGGGCCCACGAGCGCAGCCUCGCCCCCGACCCUGCCUCUACCCUUGAGGCCCGAGCUGGAGGCCCACCAGUACCAGGACCUUCUGCACCCCGACUCCUCCCCUUACUGCCAGCUCGUGCCCAAGUCCUGAGCGAGGGGAGGGGACAAGGACUGGGCCACCCUCUGGGGACCUGGCACAGACGUCGAGGCCUGGCAGGAUGGGCCCCCAGCACUGGACAGGAGGAGUCGGCCCCAGACCCUGCACCCACCCCAGGCCCCUGGGAGGACCAGGCAGGUCCCCACCUGCCAGAAACUGAACAGAGACUCCUGCUGCUGGAGGCCCGGGGCAGGGGAGAGAGAAACACAAUAAAUAACUGAAUGCCA
This is a messenger RNA of Ictidomys tridecemlineatus (thirteen-lined ground squirrel), 1503 nucleotides long. Lineage: Eukaryota; Metazoa; Chordata; Mammalia; Rodentia; Sciuridae. The record is from RefSeq and is a predicted model, not a curated record.